Enterobius vermicularis (human pinworm) is the source of this 1440-nucleotide messenger RNA. The record is from the annotation of a GenBank genome assembly. NCBI's taxonomy places the organism in Eukaryota, Metazoa, Nematoda, Chromadorea, Rhabditida, Oxyuridae.
AUGGUACAAGAGGCUGUAGCAGAUAUUGCUGUGGUUGGGUUGGCUGUAAUGGGCCAGAACCUGAUACUAAAUAUGAAUGAUAACGGAUUCGUGGUAUGUGCGUUCAACAGAACUGUAUCUAAAGUUGACGAUUUUCUCGCGAACGAAGCAAAAGGAACCAAGAUUGUUGGCGCUCAUUCGUUCGAAGAAAUGGCGAGACUUCUUAAACGUCCCAGAAAAGUCUUGUUUUUGGUGAAGGCGGGAAGCGCAGUGGAUAGUAUGGUUUCUCAGGCACUGCCGCAUCUCGAGAAGGGCGAUAUAGUUAUCGAUGCUGGGAACAGCGAAUACACUGAUACAAAUCGGCGUUAUGAAGAACUCAAGGAAAAGGGCAUUCUUUUCGUUGGUUGCGGAGUCAGUGGCGGUGAAGAAGGUGCUAGGCAUGGGCCUUCCAUAAUGCCAGGAGGUGCACCAGAAGCUUGGCCACAUUUAAAAGAUAUAUUUCAGAAAUGUGCAGCAAAGGUUAAGACGGGCAGCGUUGUCGAAUCUUGUUGUAAUUGGGUAGGAAAUGCUGGUGCGGGCCAUUUUGUGAAAAUGGUUCAUAAUGGUAUUGAGUAUGGCGAUAUGGAAUUAAUUGCAGAAGCAUAUCAUCUUCUACUAAAAGGUGCUGGUCUGUCCCAUGAUGAGAUGGCAGAGGCUUUUGAUAAGUGGAACCGCGAGGAACUUGAUUCUUACCUUAUUCAAAUAACUGCUGAAAUUCUUCGUUUUAAAGUGAAUGGUGAACCCAUAGUUCCAAAAAUAAUGGAUGCUGCUGGACAGAAGGGAACUGGGAAGUGGACUGCGAUAACAGCGCUUAAUUACGGAGCUCCCUUAACUCUUAUAGGCGAGGCAGUUUUUGCGCGUUGUCUUUCAUCUAGGAAGCAAGAACGUGUUGAAGCGUCUAAAUACUAUUCAACAGAACCUGUGAAACGUGAAGACCCGAUGAAAGCUUUAUAUGCUUCCAAAAUUGUAAGCUACGCUCAAGGAUUUAUGUUACUUGCUGAUGCUAGCAGUCGUUUCAAAUGGAAUUUGAAUUUUGGUGCUAUAGCACUAAUGUGGCGAGGCGGAUGCAUUAUCCGAUCUCGUUUUCUUGGUGAUAUUAAACGAGCAUUUGACAAAAAUCCGUCUCUAAAAAGCCUUUUCUUUGAUGAGUUCUUUAAGAAAGCGAUCUGUGGUUGCAUCGAGUCGUGGCGUCGAGUAGUUGCUGCUGCAGUUUUGUUGGACAUACCGACUCCUGCACUUAGCUCAGCUCUUGCUUUUUAUACUGGGUACACGAGUGAAGUUCUUCCUGCAAAUAUCAUCCAGGCCCAACGUGAUUACUUUGGAGCGCACACUUAUGAGCUUGUUUCUGAUCCUGGCAAGUUUCAUCACACCAACUGGACAGGAACGGGUGGUCGAGUAACCUCAAACGCCUACCAAGCAUAG